GUCAUGGCUACUUUAGAAGUAGCGCAAUGCCAAUAGCCAUUGUAUUCAGUCAGCAUGCGUCUCAGCUCGUCUCAGUUUUUGUGCUGGAUCAGACUGAUUAUCUUCACUCUAUCAAGGACAGGCUAUCUGGUAGCAGUUAGUUUUCUUUCCUGUGUGAAAACAGUGUUGCCAGUGUAACAGGUUGAUUCGAUGAUAGCCUACACCGUGUGCGCGAUGGUUCUAGUUCUGGAAACACAUUUCUACCACGCCUAACCCUAAAGUCCAUUCUGGCGAACGUUAGUCGCGAAGAUGCAGCUGGGCGCUUUGGUAUCGUCCAGUUUGAACAUCACCAUCAAUGGCAGCAGCUAUGUAAGCAAUAAUUUUUCGAUUGGCCCAAGCAUCUCUGCAGCACCGUUUACCACGGCUAGCGAUGGUGGUGGUGACAGUAAGAAGUGCCACUUGAUGGAUAGAAACGCUGUUAUUGUGCAAACGAUACUGGCUGCCUUGGCGUUUAGCACUCUGUUACUGAAAUGGUACCGUGAGUCAGCGCAUGAGAAGCGACCGUGUGCCGUAUGGUUAGCGGAUACGACAAAGCAAAUCGUUGGUGCUGGGGUGGUGCACAGUCUGAACGUUCUCGUCUCGUCUUUCAAUCAAAUUGAAGAUCCAUGCACUUGGUAUCUGAUCAACUUUGUCUUGGACUGCACACUGGGCCUUAUCGUGAUUUUCAUUGUUCUGGCUAUUGCCAGGUACAUUGGUAAAGUGCGCUUGUGGCCAAGCUUGAACUUGGGCGAGUAUGGAGAGCCAUUCCAGUGGCGUUACUGGCUUAUUCAGUGUGGAGUGUACGUGCUGGCUAUGCUCAUUGAAAAAGGAUGUGUGCUGGGAUUUGUUCAAGCUGGUUUCUGGAGAAAGGUUGCUGAUGUGCUCCUUGAGCCUAUCCAUAACACCACUGUCAGGAUGGUUAUCGUCAUGCUCAUUGUUCCGUUCGUAUUUAAUGCUUUGCAGUUCUGGGUUGUGGAUAACAUUCUUAAGCGAAGGCAGCGAAAAAAGAAGGCAAACGGGUCAAAGAAUCGUGCAGGUGACUGCGAUUCGAAUCUCAAGGAAUCCCUGCUCCAAGAUGAAACAGAGCCAGGGACCGGGAGAGGGUCAGAAGAUCUAUCUGCAGCAGCAGUCUCAGCAAAAGUUAUGCCAGGCAUUGCCCUUCGUGUGCUGGGCAAAGGAUAUUCGAAGUUGAAACAGGAUUCCGGUGCUACAUCCGAUGACACUGAUCACGCAUACAGCAGUGGAAGAGAGCUGGCAGUGUAGUCGAAUAGUCAGCACAGGCAUCAUUUUUAAACUCAGAGUUUUCGGAAUCUAUAAUAAUAAUUAUUAGCAUUGCUGGCUAGAAAGCAGGCCUUGAACCAACCCUUGUGCAUCAUACUAUUCACAGUGAGCUGGUGGUGUCUGUGUUACGGGUACAUGCAUUAUGACCGGCCCGGCAUUUACUGAUAGUGUCUAAGUGCUGUGCACCGCUGGAAGUGUAGUAAUACCUGUAGUGUAGGCUGUUGAUAUGGCACAUAGUCUUGCCGUGUUGCCCUGUCUGCCUGUGUGACCAUAAUUUUUUCAUACCACCUACCUGCAGUCACUGUUGACCAGUGACGUUGAGCUGCAUUAGUGCAUUGCAAAAUUUUAUACUGAUCCCACACAGCCAGGGGAAUUCUGCGGAAACAGCCCUGGUCUGAGAGUAAGGAUUAUUGAUUUUUUCUGGUGCUCUGUGUAGAUUUUUGAUGUCUUGAUUUUCGCUUCUUUACGCAAGCAGCAGUGGAUUCAUAUAUAAAUUAAUGUGAUGCCAAUCUAGUGAUAUUAAUUUUAUUGCUCUGAGAGACAGUGAGAGUGAACUAA
Sycon ciliatum is the source of this 1857-nucleotide messenger RNA. Its product is annotated as store-operated calcium entry regulator STIMATE-like. The transcript is spliced from 7 exons. Gene Ontology annotation, cellular component: membrane. Lineage: Eukaryota; Metazoa; Porifera; Calcarea; Leucosolenida; Sycettidae. Bases 289 to 1281 code for a protein of 330 amino acids. The record is from RefSeq and is a predicted model, not a curated record.